GGAAGGAACAUGUGAAACAUGCUGUGACUAUUCACGUUGUCUGAUAAUCCAAUACCCAGUAUGUGAUUCUGAACAUACCACACGAACUAAUAAAAUUUGUAACUAUAAAGAAAAUCAUGAAAGGUGUAAAGAUGAAACUUGUAGAAAAUGUUGUGAUUUCUACAAUAAAAUAAUUUCAUGUAGAAACUGUUAUCUCCAGGAUAAAAAAUGUGAAUGGUCAAGGGUCAUAUAUGAAGAGGAUUUUAAUCUUAAAAAGAAAGAGAUAAAAACUCUUGGGUUUUAUUCGGCUAGAUUUGAGAAGGGAAGUGAAUUUGAAAAACUUCAUUUACAAGGGUACAUUCAAUUUAAUACUAGAGUUACUGGAAAAUAUGUAAAGCAACAUUUUGGAAACAAUUUACAUAUCGUCGUGCCAACUUUUAACCCGUGUAGAAAGCAGAAUUCAGAUAGACCAUAUAAAACUGAUGCAGAAUGUAGACAUAAGUAUUUUGUAAAGAGAUAUGAUAAAUGCGCUGUAUAUAAACAUUGUUCGUGUAGUUACAUAGACCCUGAAGAUGUAUGUGAUGAGUGUCUUCCAACAAAAGAAACCUGUAUGCAAAGUAGAAGAUCACUUAAAAUAAAGAAUAGGAAUGGGAUCAUUAUUGAAAAGUAUAUAUUUGAAAACUUAAAUAAAAAGAUAGGAUCGAGGAAACGAGUACAAGAUAGAUCUGAAGAAGAAAUAGCUGAUGAUGUAUCAGUUAUCUCUAACAAUAAUGACUAUUUAGACCAAGAUAUGACAUUACGUGAUCCUGGUUUAUGGAAAAAGAAACCCCAAAAAAAUGUUAGUAAAAAUGAUAAUCAGAAUGAAAGUAAAAUAGCAAAUUAUAAGAUGAUGUUAGAUUUAUUGGGAAAAGGAAAAACCGCAUAUUUAAUACUCAAAAAAAAUCCAAAUCUUUUUAUGAAAGCAUCACAAUUAAAAGCAUUGGAACCAGAUGCACAGCAAGAGAAUUUAAAAGCAAAGAUUUUAGUUACCAGAUCAAAGUGGAAACCUGAAGAUUUUUUAAUUCCAAAAAUAGUAAAUAAUUGGAUAAGCAAUAAUAUUUUAAAUAAACAAAAAAGAAAGCCAGGCCGUAAGUGUUCUGUUCUCGUCAUGAAAAAUAGAAAGGGAAAAUGGAGUCUUGUAGAAUCAUUGGUAAAUUAUGGGAUAAAGAUCGCACAUUUUCACAACAUUUACAAUUUUACCACAACAAAUAAAAUGAAUGAACGGGUAUUCAAUGGUAGAAAAUAUGCACAACUCCUUCUUGGGAAAGAUAGAAUACUCAUCAAUCAAAGGUACUUCUUAGAGCGUUCUGUACCAAUCAUUGUGCUCUGCACCGAAAACACGUACCCUUUUAUUUAUAAUUGUAAUACCGAAGAUGAUGAUUUUCUAAGGAGAUUCUUUGAAAAUGCACUU
This is a messenger RNA of Racocetra persica, 1429 nucleotides long. The record is from the annotation of a GenBank genome assembly. NCBI's taxonomy places the organism in Eukaryota, Fungi, Glomeromycota, Glomeromycetes, Diversisporales, Gigasporaceae.